CAAGAGAAAGAAUUAAAUAAGUUCUUAUUUUUGGGUGGGCAAAAUAGCCGAUGCGAUUUCAGAUUUGAAAAAACAAAAAAAAAAAACCUUUGUUGGGAAGCGGAUUAAGGAAGGAAAAAAAGGAAGGCAUUGAAUUCACUAGAUCUAUGAUUGGGGAAAGAAAAAAAGAAGAUGACGCUGAUGACGAUGCUUGGGGCAGUGCAGUUGGGAGCGGCGGCGGCCUGCGUGGUGGUGGUGUUGAUCCCAAUGGUAAUGGCUGGUUGGCAUUUAAGCCGAAACAGGAUAUUGCUUUACUGCGGUGUACUUUUCAUUACUCUGGCUGUCUGCCUUCAUUUGACUCCCUAUUUCCCUUCCGUUUCUGAUUUCGUUACCUCCGUUUCUUCCGUUGUUGUUUUUGAUCAUCGUAGUACGUGCAUCAAUUUGGUUAACGACAUUGCAUGGGAGGUCAAACCCAAUGUCUCUCUCCACCAUUUCAACCCCACCCACAAUGUCUCAUCGUCUCUCAAUUUGUAUGAGAAGCGUUGGGAUUGGUCCAAAUCCCCCAAGCAUGACGCCUGCGACUUUCAAAAGUUGUCCAAAUCAGAUGCUUCCGACUUGUUAAAUGGUUCCUGGGUGGUGGUCGCAGGUGAUUCCCAAGCUCGAUUCUUCACCCUCUCUUUGUUAAAUUUGAUUUUGGGUCCCCAAGCCAAACGCAUGGGCUCGGUUAGAGCUGAUUUGUUUAAGAGGCAUAGUGAUUACAGCAUUUUAGUUCAUGAAAUUGGUAUGAAAUUGGAUUUUGUUUGGGCGCCUUAUGUUGUGAAUUUGACCAAUUCAAUGAUGGGUUUUAAGACCAAAAAGAGCUACCCUGAUGUAAUGGUCAUGGGGGCUGGUCUUUGGCAUAUGCUUCAUGUCAACAACGCAUCAAAUUAUGAUUUCGCCUUGCGGAUGUUGAAAAGUUCCGUGGUUUCUUUGUUGCCACUCACUGCUUCCGCCUCCAUUAAGUCACCCCAUUUGUUUUGGCUGGGGAUGCCCAUGCUGAUCAAUGGGAUGCUGAAUACGCAGGAGAAAAGGGAGAAGAUGAGUGAUAGAAUAUGGCAUGCCUAUGAUAGAGCUCUUGGUGACAGUAGGCUUUUACGCCAAACUGGUGGCCCUCUGGUAUUGUUGGACAUCCAGUCCAUGACUUGGAAUUGCGGACCGCGAUGUACAUCUGAUGGUAUGCAUUACGAUUUAGUCAUUUAUGAGGCUGCCGUGCAGGUCAUGCUAAAUGCAUUGCUUAUUGAAUCUCAUCAAAGCCUUUGAAGUCGCCCCAAUGAUUUUACAGCAAGCUUGGCAAGCGUUUGACCCUUGAGAGACACACACACGGAGACUCGAUGUCGAUUCCCUUUGUCUUUGGAUUAACACACAAGUAAACAUUUGUGUUUGUUUGCUGUUUUAUUUUCGUAUGAUUGAAAGCCAAAUAUUCACUCACUUGUAUACUAUAGUCUGAUGACACUGUAUGAUUCACAUCCAAUUUUGUUCUUGGUAAUAUAUAGCAGCAGCAUUGAUCUUGCUGAUUCCCCCUA
Messenger RNA from Gossypium raimondii (Peruvian cotton), 1541 nucleotides. RefSeq names its product protein ALTERED XYLOGLUCAN 9. The record is from RefSeq and is a predicted model, not a curated record. Bases 172 to 1278 code for a protein of 368 amino acids. Gene Ontology annotation, biological process: carbohydrate metabolic process. The transcript has a single exon. Gene Ontology annotation, molecular function: acetyltransferase activity. Gene Ontology annotation, cellular component: Golgi apparatus. Lineage: Eukaryota; Viridiplantae; Streptophyta; Magnoliopsida; Malvales; Malvaceae.